UAUUCCAGAAAGUCCCCUAAAAAACUCCCCAAAUCCAAAGUCUCUGCUACACUUAUCACUGCUCUCUGCACAUACACAGUUUUAUACAUACAAACAACCAUACAUUUACAGACAGCCAUACUUUUACAAAUCUCGUGUUUGAAGCUCACUUUGUGUAUUUAUAGAUCUGUUUACAUGACUUGCACAAAUAUAUACAUAUAUAUACACACGAUUACUUAAAGCUGAAAAGUGAAGAGGGACUUAUUUGGAAGUGAAGGACUACUGAGAUCAGAGAUGCUUGAUGGUAUACUAAACCGUGGAUUCAGCUCCAAAUGCAAAUCGUUGAUAAAGGCAACGAGAACGCGAAUCGAGGUGGUGAGACGGAGAGCAGAGGCGAAACAAAGGUUUUUGAAGGAAGAUCUUGCCAAAUUGCUUGAUAAUGGCCUCGAUAUUAAUGCUUUUGGAAGGACUGAAGAAAUUUUGCUAGGGCAGAGCCUCUUAUACUGCUACGACUUUGUGGAACAAUCUUGUGAAUAUAUUGUAAAGCAGCUCUCCUACAUGCAGAAAUUAAGGGACUGUCCUGAGGACUGCAGAGAAGCUGUGGCAUCAUUGAUGUUUGCUGCAGCAAGAUUCUCUGAUUUGCCAGAAUUGAGAGAGCUAAGGGAUUUAUUUCAGGAGAGAUAUGGGAACUCCUUGGAAUGUUUUGUUAACCAGAAGUUUGUUGAGAAAUUAUCUUCAAGACCCCCUGCAAUGGAGAAGAGAAUUCAGCUGUUGCAAGGUAUAGCUUUAGAAUUUUCUAUAAGGUGGGAUUCCAUGGGAUUUCAACAAAGGAUGGCACUUGCACAGGCCAAACCAAUCAGGAGUGGAUCUUCACAUUCUUCUACUGGCAACAACAUCCUACCAAAUGGCAAGGGUGGUGGUUCAAAAACUGAUAAACUCGAUGUUGCACUUGGUGAAAGGCACAAGGGCUUUAAUGAUCAACAUAAUAUACAGAAUGGCAGAGAGGGUAUUGUCUUAAAGAAAGAGCAGCGGGAUCUUCAUUCCUCUGAAACGAAAGAAUCAAGUAUGCAUGGAAAUAAACCGCUUAUAAAGCAGGAAGCUAGUUAUUCCAAGGGGCGAAAACAUGAUAUGUUGUUUGAUAAAGAGGUGGAACAGACAAGGAUAAGAAACAAAGCAGUCCUAGAGAAAGAUGAUAAUUCAAUAAAGAAUGCAAAAUCAGGCAGUUCAUCACAUGGAGAGAGGCUAGAAGGUUUUGAUAAUAAAUUCACUAGAUACAAUGAAAAUCAUGGUCAGAUUCUCAUGGAAAGAUCAGAGAGUAGGGGACUCCCUUUCAAAACUGAUGGUGUCUCUUCUGCUUGGAACACAGCCAUUGAAAAGAAUACUGUUUACUCAACAAGAAUGGUUCAGCAGGAAAAUGGAAAUAGGUUGACAUCCUAUGCCAACCUUGUUCUCCCUCCACCAUAUAUUAAGUCCAAAGAGAAAGCCGUUCCUCCUCCCUAUGUAAAACCAAGUGAUAGCAAAGAAAGAGCCCGUAAGGGUUCUAAGCAGUCUGCUUCUGAAUUUGAUGGGCAUUUCAGAAGCACCUCUCCACGCAAUAAACUUGAUACAAACAAGACCAAUAAAGAAUCAGAUCUUCCUGAUGAUGAGGCUCAAACUAUUAAACCCCCUGUACUAAAUAGUCACGGUCAUGAGAAAGAAUUAUCUCAUAAGGAUGGUUUGACCUUGCCAAAACCAAGAUCUGUAAGGAGAAAGCACCAUAAAUCAGUGUCAAAUCGCGGCGAAGAGGGGAAGUCUGAAGAUGCCAGGGUGGUCAAGAAAAGUUCAAGUAGCCGGAGAAGGGAACAUUCGAGGAAAGGCGUGCAGAUUUUGUUUGAGGAUGAAAGCCAUCAGAAAGAUGAUGAGGAAAGAAUGAUAGAUAAACUGUUGCUGCAUUACAGUAAAAAACCAUCAAAAUGUGAUGUGGAGACUCUGAGGAAAAAGCCACAAGCUCAUCUUUCACAUCUGACAACUCGUGAUACUGGUGAAUCCUCAAAUAAUCAAACCAACAGAGAUCAACAUCAAAUGGGAUCAGAUAUGCUUCCUUUCCCCAAAAGAUCUAUUUCCCUCCCACAUGAGCAAACUGCUCCAUCAGAGGCAACAAAGGUAUUUGCUCGUGCCAAUUCAUUUCAGCCAGACAACCAGGCAUGUCAUGUGCAUCCAAAACUACCAGAUUAUGAUGAUUUGACUGCCCGAUUUGCUGCUUUAAGAGGCCGAUAAUUUUAAUAAUAGGUUAACCUUGGGGAGUGGUAACCAUUUUUGUUUACUCUGGUGUGUGUUACCUCUUCACAUUCAUUUACACAUGUUGNUCACAUUCAUUUACACAGGUUGAUCUUGUCCUUAGCUGUUUACUGACUGGAACCUGUUAACUUGUAACCUGUAUUACUUGACAACCUGUACCCAAAAUAUUCAUCUUGAUGUUCUCAUAGGCACAGGUUUCCAAAUACUACAGGUAGGAGGCAUAGAGCUGCAUCAUAUAACAUGUUUCAUGACGUAAAUGAUGUCCAGGCACAUUUACGGCUUUAGCUGUUCCUUGCUCUAAAUCCCAUUUGCGUACUAGUUGAUUGUAAAACUGUAACCAUUCAUGAUUCAUAUGUAACCUUGAUCUUUGAGGC
Messenger RNA from Nicotiana tabacum (common tobacco), 2630 nucleotides. RefSeq lists its product as uncharacterized. Gene Ontology annotation, biological process: protein transport. The record is from RefSeq and is a predicted model, not a curated record. Lineage: Eukaryota; Viridiplantae; Streptophyta; Magnoliopsida; Solanales; Solanaceae.